ACAAUCACCGGCACCUUCCUGCUCUUUGACCUGGCUCUUGAUUAGCAAAACCAGCACUAAACUUGACUAACUAGAUGAUCAACCCUGACAGGCACACAAGACCAAAGUAGCUGCAGCCACUAAGCACACAUACACAUACCAAAGCCAAGCAGGCAAAAAUGGAGCGUGUGAAAAGACUGAGCUCAGACUGGCGAUAUCCCACCACUUUGCUGUUUGUCUAUGGAUUCUUCAGCACAGUGAAGCCGCUGGAACCUUUCCUCAUACCGUUCCUGACAGGACCAGACAAGAAUCUGACCACUGAACAGGUCAACAAUCAGAUUUUUCCUGUGUGGACAUACUCCUACCUAUCCGUGCUGGUGCCGGUCUUCCUGCUCACGGAUUGGCUACGUUACAAACCUGUGGUGGUCUUCCAGUGUGUGAUGCUCUUAAUCACCACUGCUCUGCUGAGGUGGACAGAGAGCGUGUCGGCCAUGCAGGCUAUGCAGUUCUGCUAUGGGGUGGUCACUGCCAGCGAGGUGGCCUAUUUCUCCUAUAUCUACAGUGUUGUAGAUCUAAAAAGAUACCGUAAGGCCACGUCUUACAGCCGCAGCGUCCAGCUUCUUGGAUACACCGUGGGCUCGGUGCUGGGUCAGCUGCUUGUCAGCUUCGACCUCAUGUCCUACAACAACAUCCUCGUGUUUACUUUGGUACUCACAGCCAUCGCACUCGUUGCCUCCUGCUUGCUGCCCAUGCCACAGAGAAGCAUGUUCUUCCACAGAAAACAUUCUGGAGAGAGAGCGUCAGAGGAAGGUGCAAAGAGGCACAGAGGUGGAUCUGAGGAUGAAGAAUGCGACUCAGAAACAUCAAAUACAUCCCUGGGAGAGAAAGAAGAUAAGAAGGAGCAGGGGGUUGAGGAGAAUGAGGAGAUAAAAGGGGCAGAGUCCUGCAGCCAAGUUGUUCUGCAGCUAUGGAGAGAUUUCCGACAGUGUUAUUCCUCCAGACAGCUGUUGUAUUGGUCAAUGUGGUGGGCGAUGGCCACGUGCGGCUAUAACCAGACUGUCAACUAUGUACAGGUGCUGUGGGAGCAUGUGCAGCCCUCUCAGAACUUCAGCAUUUACAAUGGAGGUGUGGAGGCAGCGUCAAACUUGUUAAGUGCAGCAACUGCCUAUGGCAUCGGCUUCACAGAGGUGAGGUGGGAGCAGUGGGGGGAGCUGGCACUGGGUGGCUUCUCCGGCCUGGGAGCUGCUGCAUUAUUUCUCAUGACUUUCACUGGAAACAUCUGGGUCUGCUACACCACCUACACCAUCUUUAAGUGCCUGUACAUGCUGUUGAUAACAAUAGCCAUGUAUCAAAUUGCAGCCGACCUGACGAUGGAAAGGUACGCUCUGGUGUUUGGGGCCAACACCUUUGGAGCUCUGCUUCUGCAGACAAUCAUCACUUCUGUUGUGGUUGACAGUGGAGCUCUAGGCCUUCCUAUCGUUCCUCAGUUCAUCUUUUAUGCCUGUUACUUCUCAGCCAUCUCUGUGGUGUUUCUGCUUCGGGGAAUAUUUGGCGUCUGUAAAGCACAGAGAAUAAAAAAGGUCCAAUCAUCUUUAAAUGGAAAGCAAUCUGAAAUCUGCGAGGAACAUAAGUUCUGAUAUUGUAAAUUGAGACUUAAUUUUUUUUACCGUUGCCCCAAAUUAUAGAAUAAAUCACCCUUUUUUUCUUUUUACUGAAAAAAAAAAAUAUAUAUAUAUAUAUAACAAUUGUCUGUGCAAUGUAGGAGCAGCUUACAUUCCAUAACAGAAAAUAAAUUUCAGUAAUUCAAUUUAAAAAAGGACAUUUAGGCUUACAGAACAUGAAAAUGCAAAAUUUUAGAGACAAAACAAAAAAAAGCACUGAACUGUUGCUCAUUAACCCAAAGUUUAUACUUUAGAGAAAAGCAAAAAAAUUUAUUUGUCUAAAAGUCAAGGUCUUAGGAUCUGGAUGAAGAAUGAAGUUGAAAACAAUCCAGGUGAGUAGAGGUCCAGUGGGAAGUCUCCACAGUAACUAAAGGGGGAGACAUUUUCAGCAGAACUUAGCACCUGCCCACACUCCCAAGAGCAAGUUUCCCUUUUUGAAUUGAAUUAUUGAGAUAAAUGUACUUUCCAAUUAUAUUAUACUUUAUUGAGAAGCACCUGUACAUUUAUAAAUGAAAGCUUCAGUCAUUUCAUCUUAUUUAAAAUUCAUUUUAAUAUAUAUUCUGUAUAUAUUUACACAUUAACUUAAAAUUCUUUAAUAUCCCAUGAAAGUGGUUUUUCAGUCCAUCAGUCAUUCUGCUUUCCCCCAUGGGUCUGUGGUUCACUGUCAUUCAAAAAUGUUGGGACCGGGGUCUCUGUCAGCAGGGAGGGAGACGGCAGAACAGCCAGUUUGCCGUUCAGAGGCAGCAUUCACUUGUUUUCAGUUUUCAGUCAUUGACGUUUUUCCUUAGUAUGAACAAUUUACCCAAAAAUAUUCAGCACAAACAGUUUAGUUCUUUACAAAUACAGAAACUGGCAGUACCCAAGCAACAGCCCUGUCUUAACAAAUCUUAUGUUAUACAAAUACUGAUAUGCACAAAGAGCUAACGACCUAAAGGAGAAAAACAUAUGUACAGUAAUGCAGCAUGAUGAAUGAUAUACUGUAUGCAAUAACUUAAUUUUCAUCCAGUUUGAUUAUAUACGUUGUGGCUCAGGCCAGUUCACAGGUUAAGCAGAGGACAGAGGGUCAACCUCUCCCCUGGCACACGCCCUCUCUUGUUUUUCUAGUCACAGACACCGUCAGCGCCUCUGUCUUGCACAUUUUUUAAUUUGUGACAAACUGCGAUAGAAAAUACAGAUUCUUACAAACAUUGUGUUUUUAAAGCUACUGGUGAAACAAAACAGUGCAAUAGGUGCAAGCGCGCCAGUUGUUGACUCUGUUGUGCAGCAGAAGAGAUGGAUUGCUAUAAGAAGGGGUUGGUUGACGAGCCUCCUGCAGGAUACUGAGCGGGCGGAGCGCCACCCUGGAAAGAGCAGAAAAACAGAGAAAAUACAGAGGAGGUCAAAGUAGCAUAGAAAUUACUACGGCCACAUUCAGCAAAUUAGAACCUGGGAUUUGAUGAAGCCUGGUUGUCUGAUUAAAAUAAAUAACAUAUACACAUAUAUUAAACAUAUUUUUCAUUAAGCUCACAUUUCUGUGUUUGAAGAGUUUUCUUUAUUGGUCUGAUGUAAUAAUCUAAUUGUAUGUGUAUUUUUUUUGGUUAUCACUUAUAAGCAAAAAUAAAGGCUUUAAAAUGUUA
This is a messenger RNA of Poeciliopsis prolifica (blackstripe livebearer), 3256 nucleotides long. It is a transcript of the gene slc19a3a, whose product is annotated as solute carrier family 19 member 3a. NCBI's taxonomy places the organism in Eukaryota, Metazoa, Chordata, Actinopteri, Cyprinodontiformes, Poeciliidae. The coding region runs from base 159 to 1616 and encodes 485 amino acids. Gene Ontology annotation, molecular function: vitamin transmembrane transporter activity. The record is from RefSeq and is a predicted model, not a curated record. Gene Ontology annotation, biological process: vitamin transport; transmembrane transport. Gene Ontology annotation, cellular component: plasma membrane. The transcript is spliced from 7 exons.